AUGAAACGUUUUGAUUCCUUUUCUCUGUGUUGAAAACAUGCUACUCUAACCAAUGAGAGUUUCAAUUUUGGUGGGAGUUACGGCUUUAGAAGUUGAAAAGCUAUGCAGAAAAUAUUGCAAUGGGAAAAAGUUUAGUGAAUUCAGAGCAUAAUGUUAAUUUAAUUGCAAAGAUAUUUUUCAAAUUUAUUUUCUUAUAUGAAAUAGAAAAUGAUUCCUACAACGUGUGGAAUAGACGUUUGUGCAUUUGUACAGAAAUCUGGAUGUACCUGUGAGGAUUCUACUUUUCCACAGCUUGUAUUAUCUUCCGAUAAUGAAAUUGCUAUUUUUCAAGAUGAAGUUUCUUUGAAAACUUUUAAGUAUGAUAACAUUUGCGAUAUGGAUUCUCAGGAUGAGGUUUUGGAGUUAACAGCUAAAUCAAUUACUAAGGAUGUGGUUGAAAGUAUCAAUCGGAUUAUGUUUGUCUACAAGCCUUUUGGAAAUGAUAUAACUCAUGCUGUAGAUAUGAUGACCUUUAGUUCAGUUAUUCUGAAUAAUAUAUAUACAGCUGUGAGCUCUGAAGAAAACUGUGAUAUCUCUCUCCAUGUAUGCUGCAUUGAAGUAAAUAAUAAAGGAAUAAUUGAUUUAUUACAUAACUUUUAUACUGCUACAAAUGAUGUAAAAGUAGUUGAAUUAGCAAAUCAAGUGGGAAGUAAUUUGACCGAAGGAAUUGUCACAAAUACAAGAGAUAUUGAUAAAAUUCUAGAAACUGUUUUUCAAAAAACCAUUCCAAAUGUUUGCGUUGACUGCCGCCAUAUGAUUGUAUUUUCGAUAAUUGUUCUAAAAAACCGAAAUGUUGAUGGUUUUGAAGUUAUGAAAACCGGUCGUUUUAUUUUGGUAGAUAUAGAAGGUUGCAUAAAUUUUUUGAAAGAAGUUCCGAAUUAUAUGUGUAAUAGACGAGAAUCAUUUGGUUUGAUUCCUGAUGCAUCAUCAGUUAAAAAAAAUCCUGAAUUCUGGAACUGCAGUCUCAGUGGCGUUCUCAAGAAUUUCCUUGCUAUAUCAAAAAUUUCCGUAAUGAUGUCUCUUCCAUCUACUUUAUUGAAUAUGGAACAGGUGCAUGCUUUAGAAAUAGUAUCUGAAAUGCGGAGUUUUAGACUAAAACCUGUAAUUAAUGAGAAAUUGCUAUUACGAGAGUCAUUAAAGGAUUACGCCGACGAAAUUAAAGCAUUAGAAAAAGAUUUAGAAGUUUUAAAGAAUAAUAAUGGAAUCUUAACAAAUCAUCAAAAGUACAGGUCUCUGAAAAACAGACUUCUCUUAAGUGAAUCACAGCUUGAAGGUUUCCGCGAAGAAAGAAAUGCUUUCAGCAGUAGUGUAAGCAAUAAAAAAGAAACUUUAACAAGGCUUCAACAAGAAAUUAAGUUUAUAAGUAUUAAGAUUGAAGAAGAAAAGAAAAAAUUGAUGGUUUCAGAAGUCGCAAUAGAAGAAGCUGAACAAAAGAAAUAUGCUUUAAAUCUGAAAAAGAUGGCAGAAGUAGACGAUUGUGUAUCAAUGAAUAAUUUGAUAAAUUCUAUUGUCAGUUGUAUGAAAAAUCAGAACUCUCAUUUGCUGAAGGUAAAAUAUGCUUAUGAGAAGUCAUUUUCAAGUGCGAGACAACUUAAUGAAGAUAUAAAUAAUCACACCAUUAAUGCAAUUGAAGAACAGAAUAGGUUGAAAGUUAGAGUUAAUUCAAUGCUGUUGCAUUUAAAAGAAGUUCUUCUUAAUUCAUCUAUACAGCAAAAUAAUUUUAUACUAAAUACAAAUGAAGUUCAUCUAAAAUUUGAAGAAAUGCUAAACUUUUGGAAGCAGCAUAGCACAAGACUUAUCAUUGAUUUUCACAGCUUCACAGAAGGAAUUAUUCAAAGUUGUUUCUCUCUGAGAAAUAAUUUAUGUUCGGAAUUAGUAUCUCUAAAUUUUGCCGAUGGUGUGAUUAUUGAAGUUAUAAAAAGAAGCAAGGUUGAGACUUUAAGUACAGUAACUUCUUGCUCUAGCAAAAUUCACCUGUCUGUUGAGAAUUCAAUUAAAUUAUUGUAUGAAGUUUUGUGCCUUUUAGAAAUUAGUCAGGGAAAAGUAAAGGAACAGCUAAAAAAAUUGGAAUCUGCUAUAUGUUGCCACAGUAAUGAACGCAUGAAAUUUUUGAGUUCCACGAAUUCAACCAUGGCAUCAGUGCAGCACUAUUUCAAUGUACAAUUGGAGUUAUCUUCGAAAAUCAAUUCAGAUAUUUUCAUUCACCACCAAGAAUUGAAACUGAGUAUCAAUCAAGAAUUAAUGAAAAUCAAAGAAGGUCUUAAUUCAUUAAAAAAGUUAUUCUGCACUGAACAAAAGUUUGUGACUGACAAAUGGCGACAAAGACAAACCUAUCUGUUUAACAUAAAAGAAAUUGGUGGAAUUUUUCAGUCAUUACAACUAUGUACUGAAGAACAUCCUGUUUUGUUGGACAAAUUAAGGAAGCUAUGUGUAUCAAGCAUUGAUGAACUGUAUUCUAUUUUCAGAGAUCAAACAUUAAUUGUUGAAAAUGUAGGCAGUCACAUUAAGAAGAUGUUUAAUGAAAUUGAAUGCAACAUUAAGGAUUGCUCAGAAGGAAAUAAAGAGAGAAUUAGUCAGCAAAAAAAUGACAUCAGAGCUAAUCUUGAAAUUCAAAAUGGAGCAAUUAUAAAGUGCAUUAACACGACUAGAUCACUUACUGAGGGCGUCAUAGAAUCUAUAAUCGGAGGACUGCAAAACACCAGAAAUUCUCUUUUUAAUGUCCAGGAUUUAAAGGAAAAUAAUAAUGCCCAUCAUAUUAUUUUUGAGCUAAGGAAUAAUCUUAAUGAUUAUAUUGAAAAGUAUGCCACUAUCUUAGGAUUAAGUGAAUUUACUCUGCAAAAACUUUCUGAAACAGUAUCCAAACAAACAGAAAAUCUUGAAGAAUCUGUAGAGUUCAAUCAUGAAGAAUUGCUAUCAUCUACUCCAAGUUCCUAUCAUGAAAGACCUAAAAAUUUGAUAAAGGACAAAAUAUUUUUAAAGAAACUUAGAAAGAUAGCAACAAUACAAGUAAAUCCUGAAUGUCAAAAUCUUAGUUUGGACCAGGAAAGCAUAAUGAAUGCAACAAUCAUGUCGCUUCAAAGCAUGAGCAAUUGAAUUAAGGUGGGAAUUCAUACCAAUAGAAGCCUUAUGUGUCAAAAAGUUGUAAAAUGAAAGUCUUUGAAAAGAAUUCUUGUUUAUUUGCUAUUUAGAUUUUUAAAUGUUUUUAAUAAACUUUUCAGUAUUUU
Molecule: messenger RNA, 3263 nt
Organism: Argiope bruennichi
Lineage: Eukaryota; Metazoa; Arthropoda; Arachnida; Araneae; Araneidae
Exons: 26
Coding region: 208-3132 (974 amino acids)
Source: RefSeq, a predicted model, not a curated record